CAUUACACGCUGAUAUAGCGGGAAACGCUCAGGAAAGUGAAGUUUCUCUGUCUCAAGUGUGUUAUAAGGUAUCGAUAUUAAACAGUUGUUUGAUUAUUGUACUAUACUAGCUUAUCAGCAGAAAUUAGGGAAUAAAAACUAACAAAGUAUAAAAACUUACUAUGGCAAUUUUACCAUUUGCUGCUGUUUUUGCUCUCGUCGUCGCCGUUGAGAUUCAAGGUCAGGGCUCUAGUCCCGAGACUGUACCAUACGGAAAUGACGACACAGCACAGAAAGGGGAACAAGGUUUUCCCGGAAAGCGGGGACCGUCGGGUGAACAGGGGUUGCAAGGUCCUGUGGGACCAAAAGGUGAUGUAGGCCAAUGUGAUCCGACCUGUAGAACGGAAUACAAUGAACUGAUUGAGAGGGUGCAAAAGUUGGAACGAAUUGUUAGUAAAACCCCGGCCGCAAAUUGCAAAGAAGGGCUGAGUUGGGGACGAAACAUAAGUGGAAUUCAUUCCAUAGUCAACCCGAGGAACGGUCAAAUUAUGGAGGUUUACUGCGAUCAAACAACAGAUAACGGUGGUUGGUUGGUUUUCCAACGAAGAACUGACGGGUCUGAAAACUUCUAUCGAACUUGGGCAGAGUAUCAAGAGAAGUUCGGAAAUCUAAGCAACGAAUUUUGGCUUGGAUUAGAAAACCUGCACGCUCUAACGUCGAGUGGAAGCUACGAACUGAGGGUGGAAUUAGAAGAUUGUGAGAAUGAUAGAAGAUACGCCAAAUACAGUUCAUUCGCAAUUGGGUCGGGCGAGCAACAAUAUAGGUUGACGGUGUCUGGAUAUUCGGGAACCGCAGGGGAUUCGUUAAGUACAGCACACAACGGUCUCAGGUUCACAACAUUUGAUCUGGAUCAUGAUUUACGGAGUAAUGGUAACUGUGCCGUGCGUGCCCAUGGUGCUUGGUGGUACCGUAGCUGUUAUGCUGCCAACUUAAACGGGGAAUAUCUGAACUGUCAAACCGACAGCUACAACGCCUCAAGUUGGUUUCACUUCCGCGGGCAUCAAUAUUCCCUCAAAUUUAUAGAGAUGAAGUUCAGACCCAUUUGAGCUUCACAUUUACCACGCGAUAACUUUAACCAAUGUCGUUUUGUUGUUAUAACUCGUAUUUUAGUUAUUGUUGAUAUAGUAGGGUAGGGGAAGACGGGACACCUUUAGCA
Messenger RNA from Ciona intestinalis (vase tunicate), 1195 nucleotides. NCBI's taxonomy places the organism in Eukaryota, Metazoa, Chordata, Ascidiacea, Phlebobranchia, Cionidae. The record is from RefSeq and is a predicted model, not a curated record.